Molecule: messenger RNA, 1041 nt
Organism: Diachasmimorpha longicaudata
Lineage: Eukaryota; Metazoa; Arthropoda; Insecta; Hymenoptera; Braconidae
Gene: kri
Product: uracil phosphoribosyltransferase homolog
Exons: 7
Coding region: 98-796 (232 amino acids)
Cellular component (GO): cytoplasm
Molecular function (GO): ribosylnicotinamide kinase activity
Source: RefSeq, a predicted model, not a curated record
UUAGCCUGAGCUCACCGCAGUCUCGUGGUUGUCGGCAUCCCUCGAUGUUUAGACCAGAUCUCCCAAUCUCACCGGAAUCUCCAAAUUUGCCACUAUCAUGGGCACUGCAGACACAGCUGUUGUGAAAAAACAGGGGUGCGAAGGCAAUGACCUGCUGGACGAGUAUGGAGUAAAUUUAAAAAUUCUCCCAACCAACGCUCAAGUUAAAGAGCUCCAGACCAUCCUCCGCGACAAGAACACGACGAGAAGCGAUUUCAAGUUCUACGCCGAUCGUUUGAUAAGACUCGUUAUCGAGGAGAGUCUCAAUCAAUUGCCAUUUACUAAGUUUGUGGUGACCACUCCAACUGGCGCCAAGUAUAAUGGGCUCAAGUACCAGAAGGGGAAUUGUGGGGUGUCCAUUGUCAGGAGUGGAGAAGCUAUGGAACAGGGGCUCAGGGACUGCUGUCGUAGUAUACGAAUCGGGAAAAUCCUCGUCGAGAGUGACGCAGACACGCACGAAGCCAAAGUUGUUUACGCAAAAUUCCCAGACGACAUUGCCGAUAGAAAAGUCCUACUAAUGUACCCCAUAAUGAGCACAGGAAAUACUGUGAUAAAGGCCAUUGCGGUUUUGAAAGAGCAUAACGUCUCUGAAGAGAAUAUUAUUCUUUCGAAUUUAUUUUGCACGCCACCUGCUGCCAAAACUCUAGUCACUGCCUUUCCCAAGAUGAAAUUCUUAACGUCAGAAAUUCACAACGUCGCCCCGAACCACUUCGGACAGAAAUACUUUGGAUGUUCAAAUCGAGGAGAGAGGCUGUGAGAGGAGAUAAAAGUAAAAAAGGAGCGAAUAUUGAAUUAUUGAAGACAGUUGGGUGAGACGAAUAAAUUUCUAAAAAUAAUCAUUCCAACUCUGAAAAACUGAGGAUCACCUCGUGAAUUUCGUGAAAAUGUCCUAGUCAUAAUCAAUUCAUCAAUCUUACCAAAAAUGUUAUAGAAAUUAUAUCAAAGAAUAUUGUUAUCUAUCAUGUAAUAUUUUUAUUAGUAAAUUCAUGUAUUUAUAUAACA